AUGGGGCAAAAUGCUGAUAAUCUUGAUACCGACCUGGAUGACUUGCUUUCUGAGGUCAGAACAGAGGAGAGAAAUCGCAGCAAUCAAGGUUGUGGAUCAGCGUUCCUUAACCUAUGCUUUGCAUACUGCACAUAUACGUGCGAGUAUGCACCACGAGUGUGUUUGUUUCUCGGCAUUGCUGGUUUGGUUGUCCCUGCAUAUUUCUUGGUGAUGGCAGCACUCAACCCUACAGAACAGUUUGGAGUCAUCCAAAAUGACUACACUGAUGCUCGAUCGAAGUACGAUCUCGAAGUGGGCAAAAUUUCACACUGGUGUAUUUCAGGACCAACUUGCCGUUGCGAGGAUCCAUUGCAACCUCAGGCCAGAGCCGAGUUUCGCAAAUGGACUAACGCUCACCUUGAAAACAAAGAGGUGGUGAGCAAGAUGGUCCAGGACCAUAAAACCCCUGAUAUCGCGUUUCUCGGGGCAUCAGUGGUCGAGGAAAUGGACGGUAGAUGGUUUGGAAACAGUCGUGACGAAGAUUUGAAUCGACUGGACAAGCUGUUCAACAAAAACUUCAACAAGGAUCAAGGCGCAGAAUUGGAUGCGGUAGCCUUAGGAAUUGCUGGAGAUACGAGCCCCUCGGUGCUGUGGAGACUCAUGAAUGGCGAAAUGCCCACGGACUUUAGCCCGAAGAUCUGGUGGCUUGAGCUUGGGAUGAACGAUUUGGGUAGAACUCGUUGCAGUGAAGAAGUGGUUAUUCUUGGAGUCCUUCGAGUAGUGGAAGAAAUUCUGAACAAGAAGCCAAGUGCAAAGAUCGUUAUCAAUAGUCUUCUGCCUAUGGCUGAAUUCCGAGGUGGCUUCGAACCGAAUAAGUGGGAUUUCAAAGAUUCUUUUUUCAAGUCCAUCAUCGCCGAAGACUCAGAAGGCAACGAUCGAAGGCGACUACAAGAGCAGCAACGCCGUGGACUUGGUUGGUUUGGCAUGCUUGGAAGGGGCACUGGAAAGCCACCCAAGCCUGUCAGGAUGUCAGCGGACCGGAACAAACAAAAGAAGUUCAAGUCCCUUACCCGUCGAAAGCAAAAAAUUCCCUUGUUUACUUCAAUUUAUGCUAUCAACGCUGUGUUGCGAAAAUUUGCGUCGAAACACGACAACGUGUAUUUCUUUGAUGCAACGAGUAUUUUUGCAGAGCGAGAGGAGAGAUACUGGAAUCUGAGGACUGAAAUGAUCUCUACACGAGGACAUCCAUCCUUUGAAGGGUAUAGGAAGUGGGAACAAGCUGUGAUUGAAAAGGCGAAAACUAUUCUUCAGGGUGGUGGUAGUACGUAG
Cylindrotheca closterium is the source of this 1308-nucleotide messenger RNA. The record is from the annotation of a GenBank genome assembly. NCBI's taxonomy places the organism in Eukaryota, Bacillariophyta, Bacillariophyceae, Bacillariales, Bacillariaceae.